Molecule: messenger RNA, 731 nt
Organism: Wyeomyia smithii (pitcher-plant mosquito)
Lineage: Eukaryota; Metazoa; Arthropoda; Insecta; Diptera; Culicidae
Exons: 5
Coding region: 45-731 (228 amino acids)
Source: RefSeq, a predicted model, not a curated record
AAGAACAGUUAAGAAAAUUUUAUGCGAUUAUCUUCGGUUAAAUUAUGGAUUUUAUAUCGUAUCCAACUUUGGCGUCUUCUUCUUCCGAUGUGCCCCAGGCUUUGUGGUUCCACGCAAACGCUCGUGGAAGACACAAGCAUUCCGGCCGAUUACAUUACCAUAUGGAAUAUCUUGCGCGAAAAUCAGGCGAAAGGAAGGUUCGGCGAGUUAUAUUAGAGACUCAGUCCGAUACGAUCACUGAUCCUCUUGCGUCCACCCAAACUAUAAUUGAAAAUAUAGAGGAAAUGAGACUAGAACUGAAAUUUUUAUGUCCCAGUCCGAAGACAAAAGAGAGAGCGGUUGAGCUUUGGCAGAUUACAUUUGAUGAGAGAAACGUAAUCCGACAACAAUCGAAAAUAGAUGUUUACAUGAAUGAGUAUCCGGUUUUUUCUGCAUUCAAUGGAUUAAUGAUUGAGUUGGAUUUUACCAUGCUAAUGCCAAGUGCAAAAAAAUUUGCAGAAGAGUUUGAAAGUAUUAAACCGAAAAUACUUCAGAUUUAUCACGAUGCCUAUCUCAACAUUUCGAACGCCCCUGCCGGCGCAACAAUUCUUGUCCCAACAGCUGGUAUGUCCGUUUUGGAUCGGGGGGGUUGCGGCUGGUGGCCCUGGUUGGACACCGGAAGUGCACCAGACUCUGAGCGCACGCAGGACAGGAGUCCACUUGCAUACUGUGACUGGUGGUGGUUGCAGUAA